CCAUAACACACAGAGGAGUGUGUGAGUUGUUUCGGAGCUGAUCUGUCACACACUCUCGAGCUGAGAUGAUGGACUACACGUGUUUAUGUUUGCUGUUCAUAUGCAUUUCAUAUGUUAGUUCAACAAAAUUACAUUAUGAUCCUCGAGUGACGGUGAAAAAAGAAGGUAUAACCAGGUUUUCUUUUGAAAACAAGCCCAAUAUUAAUUUGGUGAAGCUCGUCAGCUCUGGUAAACAAAUCAUAUGGGUUGGAGGAAACGAGAGCCUCUAUUCCAUCAUCACAACACAAGCCUCCAGGCCUCAUCAGGUGAAUAUGAAUCUCUGUCAUGAUCAAAGCAAAGAUUCAGAGACUCCACACUGUUCAUUCAGGAUCUCUCUGCUCAGAGAAAGUGUUGAUCGGAAUCUCCUGUUCAUCUGUACGUCAGAUGAUGGAAAUACCAAGUGCUGUAACUUGGACUCCAGCUAUUCUCAAAUCGACUGCUUCGUGUCAGAAAAUUAUGAGCCAGACAUAAAUGAGCCGUCAUUACUUGAUGGUAACAUGCUGUACUUCACCAAAUCUGAGAAGGGAUUGUACAGGAUAAACAAGAACGACAAAAACGACAACAUUUGGUCUCAGUCGACUCAAGCGGAGCAAACGUAUUUGAAGCUGAUCGCUGGUAAAGGCCAACACCAGGACAAAGUUUAUUCCUUCUUCGCCGAGAAACACAAAAGUAGAGACGGUGAAUCUGAGCAGUGGAUUCCACGAGUCUCUCAGAGCUGCAAGAACGACAGAGGAGGCUCAAAGAGUCUGCUUCAGAGCAGCUGGACAUCCAUGAUUUUCACCCGUCUGUUCUGUGGCAGAGGAUAUGAAUUCACUCAGAUGAUCGAUGUGGCCACACUGGAAACAGACAGCGACGCCAAAAUUUAUGUGCUUUUCAGAAACUAUUGGAACAUGAGUGCUGUCUGUGUUUAUAACAUGACUGAAAUCAGCACCGUCUUCAAUUCCUCCAAGUUCAACUCCGGAAAGGUUCCCGCGAAUCACCGGCCAGGAACGUGUGUUGCGGACAGUACUCGUCUAAGCAGUGAAGUGCUGGGGUUUAUGAAGGACCGUCCAGAGAUGAAGGAAUCGGUGAUGCCAGAGAACGGCCCCAUGCUGUUUCAACACUACCAGUACACUCAUAUACAGGUGGACCGAGUGCGAGGACAAACCGUCAUGCUUCUGUCUCUGGAAAGCGGAGGAGUUCAUAAAGUGCUGGAAGACACCAUUGAACAACCUGUUUUUAUCAUUGCGGAGUAUCUGCCGUUUCAACAAGAGACACACAUCACUAGCAUGCUGCUGGACGCUUCACAGAAGCGUCUGUAUGUGAGUUCCAGUAAUGAAGUUGUUCAGAUUGACCUAAAGACGUGCCAUGUGUACGGAAACGAGUGCAACGAAUGCAGAUUAUCUCGAGACCCCUACUGCGGUUGGAGCGGUUUGCACUGCACCUCUGCAGCCGAAAACCAAGUCCGGGAUUUUAAAGACUGCGCUGACAUCACACAAACACAGACUGACUCAAACUCGGUGAUUAAGGCUAAGCUACACGCGCCGACUUCAGCUUUUUUUAAAGAAAAGCCUCAAGCCACACCAUCUGAAAUCGACGUGCCUCCGUCAUCGAAACACUUCUUGCUCUGCCCCGUGAUUUCACACCACGCCACGUAUCACUGGGAACAUGAUGAGACACGUGCGGACUGCGUUCAGUCUGAUAACGGCUGUUUGUAUCUCAUUGAAAGCAUGAACAAGACUCACGAAGGGACGUACAAAUGCAAGUCUUCAGAGGAAGACUACAUUAAUAGGACGGUCGUCGAAUACAAGCUGAGCAUGAGCCGCUCAGACGCACACAGACUCACUCCUGUGCUGUUUCCCAGCUUCUUACUUCUUCUCACAGUCUUCCACGUUCUGCACUUUUGAAAGGAUCCCUGGAAGUUGCCAUCCACAUCCUAUUUAAUAAUCAUCCACUUUUAUGGAUUAUUAUUGCCAUACGUGGUACAUAAGGGUACUUUUUUGUUGUUGAGAUUUAUACAUCAUGUGAAAGCUGAUUAAAUAAAAGCUUUCCUUUGAUGUAUGGUUUAUUAGGAGGACAAUUGAGGGUGCACGAUAUUUUUGUUGUUGAGAAAAUCAUCUUUAAAGUUGUUCAAAUGAAGUUCUUAGAAAUGCAUAUUACUAAUCAGGAAUGAAGUUUUGCUAUAUUUAUUGUUCAAGAUCUACAAAAUAUUUUCACGGAACAUGAUCUUUACUUAAUAUCCUAAUGAUUUUUGGCAUAAGAAAUAAAUCUAUAUUUUUGAAGCAUACAGUGUUUUUUUGUGAUGAAACUGAUGAAACAAUGUUUAUAAUAACAUGCACUGAUAAAUCAAUUCAGAAUUAGACCGGGAACAUGAAUUUUGUGAGUAUAUAUGGUAAAUACUCUGUAUAUGUGCAAUAUAGAGCUUCUCGUAAAAGUCUCGUUAGUCAUCAGUCAUAAGAGUAUCAUUUUUGGGAUGUGGAGAGAAUAUGUUGUGGUUUUAUUAUUGUGAAGAUCUGCAGUAUUUCUGUCAUGCGAUCCGUCAAACUAUUUAUGUUCCUCGUGUCCUUAAAAAACAGUUUGAUCUCAAGGAGUCUAAACAGUUUAGUAAACAAAUUUAUUUUUGUAUGUAUUUGUCUAUUCAAGCACAAGAAAAAGAGGAAAGAAAUGCAAUACGAGGUUCACACGUUGACUGAGAGGUGAUAUUAUUAUUAUAAAGAUAUUACUCGCGUCUUCUUGCGUUUGAAUGGUGUAAAAUCGCUUGAAUGUUCAAUUUGGCCAGGUGUAUUCGUCUGUUAAGAUGCGAUAAGCCUAGAGAGAGAACUUCGCACAGAACACAUACUGAAUCGAGUUCUUUAGCACAUCUUUUUGCACUCAAAUGCUUUAAGAUCGCUUGAAUGUUUAAAUAGGUAAGGCAUAAAAACAUGCAAAUAUUGCAUCAGACAUUGAACUAUUAAAUCAAGUGUCAUUUGUUGAAAAGAAACAGUGUUGAAGAUCUUGACACACUGUGGGUGUCUAGAGUAAUUUUUCUUUAUUGUUUCAUAACCAGUGUUACAACACUUUUAUUCUGUGUUUUAUCUCUAGAUGAGAUCCUUUGAUUGUAAAGCGUGUUGCUCUUUCUUCACAAUGAAUGACACUUCAUCUAAUAUUUAAUAACAUCUAAUGACCUCCAGCCAUUUUUAACCCUUGUUCUGUGCUGAAAAUCCUUUGGUGUUCCCGGUCAAAAAUGACCGACCUUUUAAAAAACGCAUGUAAAUCUUUUAUUAUGAUGUAAUAUCAUCAAAUGUUGGAUUCAGUCUUAUCAACUUGUAUACUUUCAGUUAGCACAGGUUUUGUAUUUUAAUUUUUUUUUACUGAUUGAUCAUAGGAAUCACUGAUCUGAGCUGAUGCACAAAAAAAUUGUAUAUUUUGUGGAUAAUUUUGGUUGAACUGACUCAAAACAGAUCAACGAGGCCUUAAGUCAGAACGUUUUAAUUCAAUGCAAAAAAAUAAAAUCCUCUUUAGGUCAGAAUGACCGAAACAUGAGGGUCAAGAGUCGCAUUGUGUGCCGCUGACCGACUUUUUAAAACAAUCUAUUGUUUUAGAUUUUAGAACAAACUGUGAUGCUCCAAAAGCGCAAAUUAUACAGUAAUUCCUACAGUAAUGGCUUGACUGUGUUUGUAUGAUGCAAAUAAUUUUUAUUUAAAUCAGAAAUAUGCAUGAGUGGUGGAUAUGAAUGUUUAAUGAGGAGGUGAUGGGCAGAGCCAGUCUUGACCACUGCCACCAACUUGGUUUAUAUAUAGAAACAUGUAUAAGAUGUGCUUCUUUUUCUUCUGUACGCUCUGAUUUAUAUAUUUUUUUGUAUUCAUUGUACAGUGAACUUCCUUUAAAUCUAUAAAUGUUCCAAUUCCGAUGGAAAAAAGUAAUUUCACAAUAGAAAGGCUGAUUAUAAGAGUCCAUGACCAUGAGUAUGAAGAGGAAGUGGUCGAUCCCACCCCACCUUUAACCUCUGAAAAGGUCAGAGAAUUGGAACUCAUGUCUUUACACGUGAUGAUCAAUAGAUCAUUAGUCAUUUAAACACUCAAGUGUUGGCGGAUGUACCAUUUCACACACUGGUCAUUACGUAAAAUAUCUGAAUAAAGACUUCUAAAACUGU
Messenger RNA from Carassius gibelio (silver crucian carp), 4150 nucleotides. Its product is annotated as semaphorin-7A. Lineage: Eukaryota; Metazoa; Chordata; Actinopteri; Cypriniformes; Cyprinidae. Bases 66 to 1925 code for a protein of 619 amino acids. The record is from RefSeq and is a predicted model, not a curated record. Gene Ontology annotation, biological process: positive regulation of cell migration; neural crest cell migration; regulation of inflammatory response. The transcript is spliced from 15 exons. Gene Ontology annotation, molecular function: semaphorin receptor binding; integrin binding; chemorepellent activity.